Molecule: messenger RNA, 1903 nt
Organism: Mobula hypostoma (lesser devil ray)
Lineage: Eukaryota; Metazoa; Chordata; Chondrichthyes; Myliobatiformes; Myliobatidae
Product: cell cycle checkpoint control protein RAD9A-like
Exons: 10
Coding region: 1-1302 (433 amino acids)
Biological process (GO): cellular response to ionizing radiation; mitotic intra-S DNA damage checkpoint signaling; DNA repair
Cellular component (GO): checkpoint clamp complex
Source: RefSeq, a predicted model, not a curated record
AUGUUUAAUCAUGAAAAAUGCUAUCUGUACUUUGCAGCAUUUGGAAAAGCAAUCCAUGCCCUUUCCCGAAUUGGCGAUGAAUUAUGCUUUGAUCCUUUGCAAAACGGUCUUGCACUGAGAUCAGUUAAUUCUUCUGCAUCAGCAUAUGCUUGUUUUUUAUUCUCCCCCCUCUUCUUCCUGCAUUAUAGUCAGGAUAACAAGCAGCAGCAAGAUUGCACUGAAGCUGAGGUUGUACCCCUCAACUGUAAACUAGCAGUUAAGUAUAUUCUUCCUAUGUUUCGAUGCCUAACUACACUAGAGAGGAGUGUGGAAAAAUGCAAGAUUUAUGUAAAUUCAGAGGACUGCCGAAUAGUUUUUCAGUUCUGCUGUAAACAUGGAAUUAUUAAAGCUCACCAUUUGGCAUUUCAGGAAUGUGAGUCCCUUCAGGCUGUGUUUUCGACGCACUUAAGCCCAAAUAUAGUGCGAUGUCAUGCAAGGCUUCUCUCUGACAUAGCCGUUCAUUUUCCAAUGUCUCAAGAAGAAAUUACUUUGACCGUAACUCCUUUGAAAGUGUUGUUCAAGAGCUAUGUAGAUGAAGACAAAGAUUUCUCAAAAAUAAUGCAAACUGAAGUGAGCUUAAAACCCAGUGAGUUUGAAUAUCUGCAGGUUGGAGUUGACGCUGAGAUAACAUUCUGCUUGAAGGAGCUUAGGGGUCUUCUGGCAUUUGCAGAAUCAAUGAGCCUUUCCAUUUCAGCCCAUUUUGGAACAGCUGGGAAGCCAAUUGGAUUUAUCAUUGAUAACAUGAUGCUCGAAGCUAUUUUCGUUCUGGCUACGGUAAUUGACAUAGGAACUCAGUCAUCAUCACAGCAUAAUCAGAACUCAAAAACCUUUGUCAAUACGAGUGUUAAUCUGACAGACAUUCAGAUUGAAGAUGUGAAUAAAUUGAUUACUGAAGAAAUCAAUGCACCAGCUAUAACCAUGGGAACCACUUUACAAAAAGAUGCUCAGUGCCAAAUUCAGGAUGGAGAAGAUAACUGUAGGAGCCCUAAAUUAACUGGAGAGCUGAAACAAAAUGUCAAAAUAUUCUCUGUAUGUAACAGUUGUUCAGAGGAUGGAGUUGAAAGUGAAAUGCUGCCUGGAACACCACCAAAUAAAAAGUUGUGUACACUAUUCUUCAACGACGUGCUGUCUAAAUAUCAGAAGAACAAUCAUCAAUCUUUAGCGUGCCUAGCAAAUGACAGUGAAGAGGAGGAGGUCAAGGAAGGAAAAUGCAGGCAAAAUUCUAAGAAUUCAGGAACGGCAGCCUUGGCAAUGUCUUGCUAAAGGGUUUCUGGAUCUCGAAAGCCCAGGGGCAGCAAAGCAUCUAAAGCAAAAAUCUUGUAGUGCUUUAUUGCAGUUCCAACUAUAAGAUACAGACUUUGCUGUUCAAUGAGUUAUAAAGGACAGAAAGCAAUUCAAUUAUCAUAUUCUAAAGCAUCACAGCAUUAACAAUAGCAAGUUCAAUGCCACAAGUUAUCAGUUGAUUACAUUAAUCCUUUAUAGGGUUAACAGUACAAAAUAUCCGAGUGUGGAUUCUUACCAGCCUGCAGAUACCAUUUUAAAUGCCAAGUUCAAAUUUCUUUAAAAAAUUUGAAAUGGCAAUCAAAUUUAAAUGUUAACUUAUUGCAAAUUAAAUUCCUUGAUCCAUACUUAGACUAACAAGAAACCUGGAAAAAAUUUCUAUGCAAUUGCUUUCAUGACUUCAACUUUCUAUUUAGUGACAUUUCAGUAAACUUUCUAUUUUGGAAGAUAGCUAAUGUAGAACCUUAAACUGCCUUUUGCAGACUAAAGAAAUAAACAAGACUUAUUAAGAAUAGUUUAACUUAUAGUAAAUCUUUGAAGCUCAAUAUGUGAUUUUUUUUUGUACACUUUUUCCAUGUCUGUG